Molecule: messenger RNA, 861 nt
Organism: Sciurus carolinensis (gray squirrel)
Lineage: Eukaryota; Metazoa; Chordata; Mammalia; Rodentia; Sciuridae
Product: centromere protein V-like protein 3
Exons: 1
Coding region: 1-861 (286 amino acids)
Molecular function (GO): carbon-sulfur lyase activity
Source: RefSeq, a predicted model, not a curated record
AUGGGCAGAGCAAGGCACAGAGCCAGCGCUCAGCGGCGGAGGCGAGAGCGGCCCGGGGAUCCUCCUGCCGCCUGCGCAGCCAUCGCCGUCAUGGGCGCCAACCGCGCGAGGUGCCCACCUGUCCAAGUCGGGGUCGGGAGCAAAGCGGCAGGCAGGGAGCGGGCGGCGGCCAAGCGGCGGCGGGGAAAGGCGCGGCGUAAGCGCUGGUGGCGGCGGGUCCGGGAGGCGGGCGCUAAGGAUCUGGUGCUCCCGCCGCCGCCGCCGCGGAACCGGCGGGCGUCCGCGCCCACCCCACCGGCACCCGCCACGUCCCCGGGUGAGCUGGACCUGGGCGCGCAGCGAGAGCGCUGGGAGACGUUCCGCAAGCUGCGGGGCCUCAGCUGCGAGGGUGCCGCCAAGUUCCUGCUGGACACCUUCGAGUACCCGGGCAUGGUGUACCACACCGGGGGCUGCCACUGCGGUGCCAUCCGCUUUGCGGCCUGGGCCCCCGCCGAUCUGCGCGUGGUGGAGUGCAGCUGCAGGCUGUGCAAGAAGAAGCAGCACCGCCACUUCCUCGUCCCGGCCGCGCGCUUCACGCUGCUGCAGGGCGCCGAGAGCAUGGUCACCUACCCGUCCAACACGCACCCGGCGCUGCACAGCUUCUGCAGCAGGUGCGGGGUGCAGAGCUUCCACGCCGCGGAGUCCGAUCCCCGCGUGUACGGCGUCGCCCCGCACUGCCUGGACGCGGGCACGGUGCGCAGCAUGGUCAUCGAGGAGGUCGACGGUGGCGUUUGGGCGCAGGAGGCCACCGAGGAGAACGACGCCAUGCAGAACGCGCCCAGCGAGGCGGUCCCUGCCUGUCCUGGCCAAGAGGAGCAGUGA